Messenger RNA from Gopherus flavomarginatus (Mexican gopher tortoise), 594 nucleotides. RefSeq names its product heart and neural crest derivatives expressed 1 (gene HAND1). Gene Ontology annotation, molecular function: protein dimerization activity; RNA polymerase II transcription regulatory region sequence-specific DNA binding; DNA-binding transcription factor activity, RNA polymerase II-specific. The transcript is spliced from 2 exons. NCBI's taxonomy places the organism in Eukaryota, Metazoa, Chordata, Testudines, Testudinidae. The coding region runs from base 1 to 594 and encodes 197 amino acids. The record is from RefSeq and is a predicted model, not a curated record. Gene Ontology annotation, biological process: heart development; regulation of transcription by RNA polymerase II.
AUGAACCUAGUCGGGAGUUACCAGCACCAUCUGCUCCACGAGCCCUUCCUCUUCAGCCCGGCCUCCCGGUGCCACCCGGAGCGCUCCUACUUCCAGAGCUGGGUGCUCAACCCGGCCGAGGUGUCCCCCGACCUCUCCGGGCAGCCCUCCCCCUACACCGGCGCCGAGUUCGGGGCGCCGGGGCCCGGCCACGGGCCCGGCCGGCUGGAGGCGCUGAGCGGCCGGCUGGGCCGGCGGAAAGGCGUGGGCCCCAAGAAGGAGCGCCGGAGAACCGAGAGCAUCAACAGCGCCUUCGCGGAGCUGCGGGAGUGCAUCCCCAACGUGCCCGCCGACACCAAGCUCUCCAAGAUCAAGACCCUGCGCCUGGCCACCAGCUACAUCGCCUACCUGAUGGAGGUGCUGGCCAAGGACAGCCAGGCCGGGGACACCGAGGGCUUCAAGGCCGAGCUCAAGAAACCGGACAGCCGGGAGAGCAAGCGGAAAAGGGAGCCGCAGCCUGAAGUCUACGCUCAUCCCCUCGGCCAUGGAGAGAAAAAGCUUAAAGGAAGGACUGGUUGGCCUCAGCAGGUCUGGGCUCUGGAGUUAAAUCAGUGA